Durotheca rogersii is the source of this 1823-nucleotide messenger RNA. RefSeq lists its product as uncharacterized. NCBI's taxonomy places the organism in Eukaryota, Fungi, Ascomycota, Sordariomycetes, Xylariales, Xylariaceae. Bases 307 to 1599 code for a protein of 430 amino acids. The transcript is spliced from 2 exons. The record is from RefSeq and is a predicted model, not a curated record.
CAACCACCUGGCUCGAGUAAACUAGCGCAGAUCGGCGGAUCCUUGCCUAUUCGUUGGGCGCCGGGGGGCAUCCCUUUGCUUGCCGUUUUGUUGGAGACCGCCAUCGAGGCGAGGAGACGACUAGCCUGAUUGCGCGGUGACCCAGUGAGCACCGGCCAUCGCUGGCGACCCAGAGACCAACUCGCUCUUUGCCAACUCCCCCUAUCUCUCUUACCCACCUCGGGUCUAUUGACUGCAUCUCGCAUCCUCUCCCUACUACACUUUUCUCGUCGCUUGCCUCGAGCUGUCGUAUUCGUCCUCGCAACGAUGUCGGCCCAGCCCUGGCAGAAUAGCAACCCUAGCGGCCGGGUCCCCGACGCUGCAGUGCUGCGAUCUGCAUCCGAACCAGGCGCCCCAAGCCAACAGCGUCAGCGGAACGAUGAAUCCUGGGUCGAAGUAUCAUCGCACCCAUCUUCGUCCUCCGUGUCGUCCAUCGGCGACGAAAUCGUCACCACCGGCCUCCAAGUGGGUUCGUCUUACCGCCCUCGGCGACGACCUCGCUUGCACCGGCCGCCUCGUGCGCAUUCCGAUGCACAGCAGCCCACUUUUGCUGCCAACCAGACUGGCCAAGCGGGCGCGAGCAGCAGCCAGGAAGAGUACGACGAGAGCGAGAGCGAUGAAGACCGGGUCCUGACGAGCUCCACCGAAAACAUCACUUCGCCUCAGCCGAUUCGAAGAACCCCUCUGCAGCACGCUUCCCAGGCCAAGACCGCCGAACCUGACUCGAGUGACGACGAUGACGAGAAUGCGACCGCAUUAGGAAGACGCCCUCCGGAGCCCUUCCAGCCACAACCCAACGCCUUCACGCACCCGCCUUCGCAUCUAAUCCACCGCCACUCGACGACCUCCGCAAUCCCCCAGCACCGCCGCCCACCGUCGUUCAGCCAGCGAUCUCAUUCCCGCGUCGACCGUCACGCCCCCCAUUUCAUGUCGCCGAACUACCAGGCCGAUAACGAUGCGGCACUGCGCGCCAGCCUGACAACUCUGCUUAGUUGCGCCGCUGCAGCGAGAGGACGGUCCAAGGAUGGCAGCGACAAGGAGAUGGGUGAACGCGGCAGUCCGGCUGCCGGCAGCCAACCUGUCGCGUUGCAUUUCGUUCCCGAGAGCGAGCUGAUGGCCCCGCCACCCGCCCCAGCCCAGACGCAGCGAGCGGGCCAAUCCCCCAGGCCCGGCUCGUCGGCGCCGGCACCCCGCGGGCCCGCUGCCGAGAAAGUCAAGCGAGUAGCUACGCCCACGUCAGGCGCUAAAUCGCCUCGCGCGACUAAGAAGAAGAAGACGAAUUUGGCCACGAGCGAGGACGCUUUCAUCAGCCCCACCCUUCUCACCUGGGUCAUGAGUGCCGGGGUUGUGGUUCUAGUGUCUGUCGUGGGGUUCGGCGCAGGCUAUGUGCUCGGAAGGGAGGUCGGUCGUCAAGAGACGCUGGGCGGGUUGGGCGCGGCAGGCAACGCGAGCGCGGUGGCCGAGGGAACCGACUGCGGCAGAGAGGUCAUUAGAAGCGGCGGCGGAACCCUGAGGAGAUUCCGCUGGGGAACCGGGAUUAGGAGAAGCAUUGCGGCUUGAACGAGGACCUUCGGCGAAUACCCCCCACGCAAAGGACGCGUUGCAGUCCGGCUUGAUGUUUGUUUUUCUUUUUCAAGUACACCAGGAAGCAGGCGGGCUGAUGUAUUUCAUAUCCCACGAGUCGAUGACACACGCCCCUCGGUCAGGGACACGCUAUGUACGCCCCCCUCAGCAUUAAUUUGACAGCUGGCUAUGUAUGAAUAAGAGGAUUAGCCCCGUAUUCC